Cucurbita moschata (crookneck pumpkin) is the source of this 889-nucleotide messenger RNA. RefSeq lists its product as uncharacterized. Gene Ontology annotation, molecular function: protein binding. The coding region runs from base 69 to 758 and encodes 229 amino acids. The transcript is spliced from 3 exons. Lineage: Eukaryota; Viridiplantae; Streptophyta; Magnoliopsida; Cucurbitales; Cucurbitaceae. The record is from RefSeq and is a predicted model, not a curated record.
AUGGUUAAGGCAAUCUAUAUUGAAAAUAUGAAAAUAAGGCUGAAGUUUUGCCACCAAAAUCAACAGCCAUGCCCAUGGCGUCUCCAACUGCGAGGCCACUGAUUCCCCAUCUCCUCUUUCCCUCUUCUUCCACAAACCCUAACCCUAACCCCAACAAACCUUCAAAACCCAUCUCAUCUCCUCGAUUACCCACCAGACGUUUGCUUCUCUUCUCCCUCCCCAUCGCCACUGCCCUUCUCCUCCCAAUUCCGAGCAAUCCAAUUCAGCCCAGUUCUUGCGACGCUCUGGAAAGAUUUGACCCUGUCAGCCGUUCUGAGCGAGAAGCGAGUGCCGCUAUUUCCCGAAGAGUAUCUGAAGCUGUGGAGCUUCUUGAUAAAGGCAGGGAGUUGCAAGCUCUUGGUGAUUUCAAUCAAGCUCUUCUCUACUUCACUCAGGUAAUUGAUAAAUAUAAAGAUUUUGCCUUCUCGGACUAUGCUCGAGUAGGCCGAGCAUUCGCCCUGUAUGAAAUUGGUGACCGAGAAGAAGCAAUUGCAGAGAUGGAGGAUGUUUCCAUAUCACUGAAGGGAUAUCCAGAAGUGCAUGCGGCACUGGCUGCAGCCUUAUACGUGGAUAAACAUGCUCCAUUGCUGGCUGAAAACCAAUUCACCAUAGCAACUUUGCUUGAUCCUCAUUAUGUGGAUAUCUCGUAUGUGAAAGAAACAAAGCACUGGCCUCCUAGUUUAAUUAGUUCUUUGAAGAAUUUCUUAACACUUUCUUAGACAUUUGUAAUAAUGUAUAAUACAUACAACUCAAUUCCUUGUUUUCUAAGUGUACAAAAUGUAUCAUAGUCUAUAGAUAACUCUACAAACCCAUGCAAGUAGUAGAAAAAUAGUUUAUUUUACGUCUCUUA